Messenger RNA from Pygocentrus nattereri (red-bellied piranha), 3940 nucleotides. Its product is annotated as para-nitrobenzyl esterase. The coding region runs from base 126 to 1919 and encodes 597 amino acids. The transcript is spliced from 9 exons. Lineage: Eukaryota; Metazoa; Chordata; Actinopteri; Characiformes; Serrasalmidae. The record is from RefSeq and is a predicted model, not a curated record.
ACAGGAGGUGGGGAUCAGAGAAAGUUGAGAGAGAGAGAGAGAGAGAGAGAGAGAGAGAGUAGAAGAAGAAGAAGAAGAAGAAGAAGAAGAAGUUCACUCAUGCAGGAACGCUGGAGGGAGAAGAGAUGAAUGAGGACGCGUAUCAAGUCCCUGCGAGGAAUGAGUACCGCUACCUGGUGCAGGAUGAGGGGGAGGAGGAGAUCCAGUACGUCCGACGUCACUACGUCAGCCCGUUUCUGGUGGUGUCGAAGCGGUGCAUGUUUUUAAUAGCCUGUGGAGUGCUCGCAUUGCUUGCUCUUGCCGGAUAUUUGGCUCAUAUCGCCCAGACUCCGCCCCCAGGCUUUGCGGAGGUGCCCACGGACUGUGGUUGGCUGCGCGGGCGCUGGGAGAACGGAGCUUAUUCCUUCAAAGGCAUCCCAUAUGCCGUCCCGCCUGUCGAUGAACGCCGGUGGAUGCCUCCGAAAGAUCCAAAGGAAGCGGGGGAUUGUUGGCAUGGUGUUUACGAUGCUACCCGUGUACGCAGCGUAUGUGCACAAGUGCAGCCACUUCAAAAAGAUGGGCAUGUGACCGGAAGCGAGGAUUGCCUUCAUCUGAGCGUGUUUACGCCCAGCUUGCAGCCUGCCGAACCCCUGCCCGUCAUGGUGUGGCUCCAUGGAGGGUAUCUGCACAUGCUGAGUGGGCAGGAGAAAGGCUACUCACCCACCGAAGAGCUAGCGGCCCAAACACAAACCGUCUUUGUCAGUCUGAACUACAGGCUCAAUGCCUUUGGCUUCAUGGCCCUGGAGGUGCUGAGAGAGGGUUCACCCACCAAUACCUCAGGGAACUAUGGCUUCAUGGACCAGAUUCAAGCUCUUAAGUGGGUUCAGAAAAACAUCCACGUGUUUGGUGGAGACCCAACAAAGGUCACCAUAUUUGGCCAGAGUUCAGGAGGAACAUCUGUGUGGACGUUGAUGAUGUCAAAGCUGGCCCAGGGCCUGUUCCAUCGUGCGAUCGACAUGAGCGGCUCAUACGUGUAUAACGCCAGUCUGGCCUCAGCUGAGAGAGACAACCUUGUGUUCCUCAAACAGACAGGCUGCCAGGACGCCGCUUGUCUUCGAAAGCUCAGCAUAACUGAAGUCUUGCAGGCCAUUCCAUGGGAGGAGUAUCCGUAUUGGGCAGCAGAGGACCUAACUGACAUUCCUGUUAAAGACCGCGUCUGCGGUCCAGUUGCGGUUGUGGACGGCCAUGUUCUUUCUGUUCCUCCAUUUGAAGCCUGGGAGAAAAAAGGUGAAUUUUAUAAUGACGUUCCGUUUGUGGUUGGAACAACAGAGCAAGAGACCGACAUCAGUCCUCCUUUGAAGAACAUUUCUACAUGGACUUGGGGGGACUAUGAGUGGUUUGUAGGAGAGAAAUUAAGACCUUUUGGAAAGGAUGUUGCGUCCAAGGCCCUGAGGCUCUAUAACAGCUCAGCUCCUUGCCCAACCACUGACCGCUGUCCAGAAAGGCUCUACGCCACACUGGUGUCCGAUAUGAGGGUCACCUGCCCCAACAACAACCUGGCCAAGCGAGCAGCAGAAGCUUUGAAGAGUCCUGUGUACCGUUACCUGGUGACCUACAUUCCGUCUAAAGCAGUGAACGCCUCCUCUUGGGGGUUUUACCCAAGUCGCUUUUCCUUCCAUAUGCUGGACAGUCUGGCAUUCUUCGGUGGUCUUGAGAUGACGCUGGGGACGAAAACCCCUGCAGACAAAGCUUUCCAGGAAGUGCUCACUAAAUACUUCAUUUACUUUGCUAAAGAAGGUAAGAUGCCAGCUGAGUGGGUGGAGUUUCCCUCUCGGAUCGCCCUUCUGGACCAGAAACUCUCUGUGGAGCAGAACCCUUUAGCAGAGAGAUGCAGACUGUGGGAAGAAAAUGGCUUUUACAAAUACGCUUGGAUCAACUAAAACUGUUUUGAUCGAUUCCCAACAAUUAACAUGCUUCACUAAAGCAGUGUGCACACCAGCAGGGGGCGAUACUAAAGAAUCUGUUGUGUAUUUUAACUUGUUUUAACUCUUCUUGAGUUUGCCUUUUUGAAUAGCCACUGAUGCGGGGAGGGAAAUUGUGACUGCUAAGCAUGGUGCGAAAUACAGGGGAUCCUAGGGGCAUCUGGAACCCCCUAAUUAACCUCUUGGACCCAUUGAAUGUCUCAAAAUCAAAAUUCUGGGGUCCCUAAAAAUGAUAACAUGCAAAUUUAGGGAAGUCAUUAUUUAGCCUUCUUUACUCAGGAAACGGUGAGAUGCUGUCUUUGAUAUUCUUAAUUAACUAGAGAUGCAGCGCUGGUCUGCCUCAGGGUGGCACUGUUGCAAAUUGGCCCUAGCACCCUAGCAGCUGUAACUAUGCUCCGGACUGCCCAAAUUGCCCAAGAGGCUGGUAGAAAGAGUCAACUGUUACUCGUUUCUCAAACCAAAGACAAAAGAGGAGAUGAGUAAGAUCUCCAUUAAUGUGUGGAAGAGCACAUUACCAAAUGAGAGAAGAGCAUUAAAAAAAAAGGACUGUUAAACUAAAUAUUCUGAAUAUUUCUGAAGCUUCAGUGCUGCAAUAGUGAGGGCAGCAAGCCAGCGCUGGAGUAGCUAGCCAGCAUGGGACCCCCGAAUACCUGGGGGUAUUUCGCACACUGCUUGUAAGGAGAGUCAAAUGCAUUGUUUGAUAUUUUGAUAGUAGUUAAAAGGUGAAAAGGGAGUCAAAUGAAAGUGUCUUUAAUAAGUUACAAUAGCUAAACUUGAGCCUGAACAUUUAAGGCUGACAUGGCUAAAACAGCUACACUGUCACUGUUAUAUUCAGUAAUUUUUGCACCCGACAGCUUCCUGCACCUUAUGGGAACAUUGACGGUAGUUUGAUGUGAAAUCGUUGCUCAGAUUUCUUUACAGUGGUGGUGAUAGGAACCAGGGGUCAUAAUGUCUACAACACAAAACCUACUGUUAUAUAUAUAUAUAGUGUGUGUGUGUGUUGGGGUGUGUGUGUGUGUGUGGAGGAGAGAGAGAAAAAAAUCUGAAAGAAAACAAUGUGUACUGCUUUGCCUUAAAGCAUCCUGAAUGUAACCCUCCACCAUGAAUGCAUUUAAAAUAAAAUAAAAAAACACAUUUCACUUCCAUAAGUUUGUCAAAACUACUGUAAAGCAGUGUCCCAGGCAUCAGGCAGCAUAUUCAUACCGUUUCACUUCUAUGGACUAAUUUCACGUCUAAUGAUUUCUAUGAAAGCGCUUUUAGAGGCAUUAAACUCUUCAGACGUCUGGUUCCCAUCACCACCACCACUGUGAACAAUUCUGAUUUGGUUAGUUUCUCACACCACACUACUCUGAAUGGCUUCAUCAAUACCAUUCAUUUUCUGUGAUUUCAUGCUGACAGCUAAAAUGCAGAUGAUUUAGAAAGGCCUCCUCACAGCCAUAUAAGCCUAUUGUUUGUAUUCCAGUGUUGGAGGUGUACUUUUCUCUCUCCUCUAGUGUGGGGGGUGACUUGCUUUCAUGUUAUCUGUGAUCAAAGGGUCUCUGGCCACUGCCGAGCGGAGGCUAUGAUUAGGGAAUCAGGUUUAAUCACAGGCCGUAAGCCCGGCUCGUCUGAUUAUACACCACCCCUCUCCGCGUCUUCAAGGUUUAACGAAGAUCGGAUGGGUUGACUCGCUCAACCUGCGCAGGAGAGUGGAUGAAAGGCCUCUGCUGAAAAAGAGCGCAUGAAAGAGCCCACAGUGACUCGAGCUCUGGCGAAGUUCGGAUUCUCUUCUUGUGCCUCUACCACUUUAUUUCCUUUAUGGAUGUUGCGUGUGUUCAUAAUCACCUUUGUUUUCCACUCGAGUUUGAAGCUUUUUAUAUGAAAAAUCACUUUGUGCACAUUUUUUUUAAUCAAUCAGUCAGGAAUAUUUGGGGGUGGGGGGGUAUUUCAACCUUUAUUUACAUAAAACUUGUCUACAAUAAAUUACUGUUUCUGCUGAA